Coregonus sp. 'balchen' is the source of this 21684-nucleotide messenger RNA. The record is from the annotation of a GenBank genome assembly. Lineage: Eukaryota; Metazoa; Chordata; Actinopteri; Salmoniformes; Salmonidae.
AUGAAGACUAGCGUUCUUGAGACACGCUGUUUGGUGAGGUUUGGGACAGGGGAAUGUGUGAACAGCUGUUAGUGCCAUAAUGACUGUCUGAGGGAGGUGGCAGGGUCACAGACCUCCCUCCUCCUACCCUCCACCUGUCCUCCUUCCCUCACCCUUUCACCUCUCCAACUCAUGAGUGCCUGCCUGCGUGCCUUCCCUCACAACACCACUAGGCCAGCCAGCCGCUUGUGUCCCUUUUCCCUAGAUAGUGCACACAUUUUGACCAGACCCCAUAGGGACCACUAUAUAUAGGGACUAGGGUGUCAUAGCCAGAGGUUCAACCUGUUCUCCUUGCCAUAGUCCACCUUCUCCAGCCAGACCUGUCCUGAGGAGCCUGUGGACAUUAUUAUGAGACUUUUCAGGCCACUGCAUGCCACAGAAACCUGCCCCUCUUAUAUGUGUCAACGGAACACUUGCUGUCUCUUUCAUGAGGGCGGCUGAGUGAUAGCCCAGUACUCAUCGUGGACACAUACAGGCGUUUACAUGGUUAGCAGCACCCUACAAGGUGGACACCUGCUCCUGUCGUGGCCUGUGCCCAUCAAAACAACUGCCUCCUACUACUUCUAUUCCAUAUACCCCCUCCUGAUAUUGGGAUCUACUCCUUGCUUUAUUUUGAGUAGCUGAUAAUUUAAUGUCCACUGCUCUUCCAGCUACCUCCCAUCCCCUUCACGUCUUAGUUACUUCUUACUGCCCCCCUUUCCCAUCUUACCUCAUCUCACUACCUGAUUUAUCAAGGCAAUAGGCACCAGAGCCAGAUACUGUAUUCAGCAUAUAUUGCUCUGAUAGGCAGGCACUACACUGUGCUUGGAAAAUGAUAUCCAUGCGACCUAGAUAGCAAACAUAUAAUGUUAUGAGUUCUCACCCACAGUACUUGGACAGGCUUCUCAUCUUACAUUCCUAGGAGUUCUGACACACUUUCCACCCAGGAAAGAUUAAUUUUAUCGCAACUUAACUGUGGCAAUGAUAAAUGGGUCAAGCAAGAUAGGAUUGACAACAAACCUGACCCGCUUCCUGCUAGUGGACACAAUGAAGCAUUCUCAGAACACGUGGGACUCACUGAACCGUUCCGUCAUCAUCAGUUCAGAUGGUCCUGUGACCUGGCUCAGGAUGUAUGUGAUGUGUAACUGUGUGUGUGUUCCUUAUCACUCAGAGACAAACAUAGAUAUGAGCAAGCAGAAGUAAAUGGCUAAAGAGAGCCUGUGAUUCAGUGUCUGGGUGUGGCCUGUCCAGUGCCCACACUGUCCCCCUAGGUGCACUCCUGUCAGAGCUGUAAAUGAGCCUGCCCUGCCAGUGAGCCAAGCCUAUGAUUGAAUAGGAUGUCAGUGGUUGCAUGCGGACAUAGGGGUGAUGUGCAGGUUAGAUAAAAGCCAGUGGGUGACAGGUGUCAGUGUACGGGGGGGCUGCUAUGUUGUAGUCCAGUUUUUACUGGGCGUCGGUUGGGGAAGCCCGCCCCCCUCGGGCCAGGUGAUUGGCCAGCGGUGUUGGUUGCCCGGUUGCGUCAGGCAGCCCUGUAUUUGAGCAGGGUUCUGGAUUGUUUACUGCAGCACUUUUCAGCAGAGAGUCCCGAGCCCAACACGACGCAGUCAGCCAGUCAGCUGAGGACAGAGCUUUCCACAAUAUGUACCCAGGCAGUCAGGAUUUGCUAUUCGACCUGCUCAUACAGACUUUAUCGGCAAUAAGCGCUCAGUCUGGAUAACCAAAGAACCGACAAAAAAAAAACGUCAGACUUGACAAACAAAACGACACGACUAACCAAGCUGAACCGACAACUGGUGAAAAUGGCGUGUGAUAUUCUGCUGCACAGGUGAAGUCAUGGGGGGGUUGGGAAGGCUGAGAGGGGGAUUGUAGCAGUGUUUGGACAUGUUCCGUUUUUGAGAUGUAUUCAGUCUGUGGGGAUGCAGGGCUAUUUGUGGCGUAUUAUGUUUUAUGAUGACCUAAUGCAGCCCCAUGGUAUCUCUGAUGGGUCAUGCCCGGUUAACCUUUACGGAUGAACUUGUUAAGGGUUCGUAUUACAUCGCGGGGGGGGGGGGGGUCUAAGAUUGGAUGACUAAUUCUACAACUCUCACGGGAGGAUGCAGCUCUGCGUAACUGACACGUUUUAGUUUUAAUACACAGAGAUAGUGUAUCAAGGGGAAAAGAGGUGUUUACGAGCUGAAGAGUGAUGCCCAGUAGAGAGUGUGUGGGCUUUUCUUGAAGUACCUGCUGAAACUGUGAUGUAUGGCAAGCACACUGCGGCACUACUCUCCCAGACCCAGUACAUAACCUACAGAUGCAGUGCUGAGCAGAGCAACUCUGCUGAAUCACAACUACCUGGCUGCCUCUUCUACUGCUGCGACUCAGCCACUCCUACUAAUAACAGGACUGUGUGUGUGUGUUUACAGUAUGUGUUCAUAUGAGAGCUGACAAUAAGCAGACUAUGGGGUGAAGCUAAAUUGCAGAGUUGGAGGAAGCUCAUUGUUUCCUGGAGCUUUGCCUCUUGUGAUCUUUUAAUUUGGCAGCAGAUCACACACUGAUCUCUCAUUAGAACAGCAAUAUACAUCAGAAGGUCCUCAGUUAGCUACCUUACUGCACUCCUAUCGGUGUUACCUGUCAUAGGCUAUGGUAUCUUAGGAUGUCUCUUCAUCCGGCACUGUUAAGUAACCUUAUUAGUGGAAGGAAAUACGGACUGUUAAGUUACCGCCUUAGUCAGUGUACCAGAAGUCCACAAUAGGCAUCAGCAGUUCCCUUAAGGUUAAUCUUACUGCAAUUCUAUUCCUAUCUGUCAUACCCAUGGUUCUCUAUGACGUGACUAGUCCAGACGCUGUUAAGCUACCUCUAUUUUGGAAGAAAAACACUGGUCUGACCUACCACUAGAGCCCUUUGCCCUGAGGUCAGGUCAGCAUAUUACAAAGAGCUAUGUGGCAGAUUAUAUGGCAGUCCUCCUUCUUAUCCAAAUGACUUUGGCAAAGUUGGUACGGUUAUUCCAACUCAUUAGGUUAGCCGAUUGCGUGAGGCACUCCAGGGCUUUUUAAAGCUGGUAAAGCUUUUUUGUCUCUGACUCCAAAAACCUUGGCUGGUGUUCCGUCUAGUCACACAAACUGAUUUCUACACAGCCUGGGAAUCAGGCCUGAUCUGAGUGAGUCUGAUCUGAUUCAGAACAAGUAAUAGAAUAAUCCAGAGUGUUUGAGAGGGAGAUAUGCAGUAAUAGAUAUCUCUGUGCCUAUGCUCUCUGGCCUGUGUGUGGCCACGUCCAACAGUGCUCUCUCAUUGUUUCCAAGGCAGAGCGAGAAGGUUCGACUUACAGAACAUUGCUGACUCUAAAAGGACUACUACCUUGGAGUCGGUAAGAUGGAAUGGUGUUGGUUAUGUAAUCUAAAAUUGUUAGACCAAUACUCAACUCUCUCUUUCUCUGUUGAUCCAUACUGGCAAUUGUCCAAAAGCCCAAAAGCUGGCAGUUAAACAUGCAGCUAGGCUCUGUGAGAAGAGUCACGUAAAAGUUCCAGCACACCUCCACAUUGAGCCACAUACGUGACUCUUAUCACAGGGCCUAGCUGUAUGUAACUUAACUGUCAGAACAGGAGGUGUGGUGGUGGGUGACUGGGCAUCUGGCCUGUGUGUUGUCUGACAGCCUGAGGCUUCAGUGUUUAAUGCCUCUUACUGCACUGCUCUGUCUCACUGUACGACUCUGUACAGCUCUUCAAGGACACGAUGUCAGUCAGUGCGGAAUCCGGGCGCUGCCUUUUUCUCAGUAAACAAGAAGAGGAGGGAGGAGAGGGUGUGAGGGGGGGCUGUGUUAAUAAUUAAGGUGCUAUUGAUGUGAUUUGAGCGGCUGGGCAGAUGCAGAGACUGAGGUGUGAGCCAAAGCGAUAUAUCUUUAACACUAGAGAGAGAGCACUGUGAAUCCUAUUGGCAUAUGUAGGUCCUGUUGGGGCUUGGCUGUGAAAAGCGAUACUGGAGACCCCACACUCUUAACAUUCUGUGGCGGGUCUGAGUCUGAGAAUCCCUACUGUCAGUGGUUUGAAAGCUGUAGCCUAACUAAGGGCCCAGUAGGAUAGGAUAAGAUAGGGCAGGCUAGACUGUCUCUAGGCAGCAGCCAUCUCCCAGGUUUAGCUGGUCAAUAGAUAGAACCAUCCUAACUAUACACUGGUGGGAUGGAACUGUUGACAGGUACUGGAAAGGAAUAGGCCAACACCAUUCUACAGUUGAACUUUGUGCCUGUUUGUGCGUGUUUGUUUCUGUUGCUUGCGUGAGGAGGUGACCCACCUUGUCAAUAUCAACCUUUAGAACUCCAGUUUUUCCCCCUGAGGUGCCCCGUUAGUUGCCCCCCAAAGGGGACCGCUAAAUCCGACACGGGCGUUAACAGCGACGGUAUAACCAGCAGGGCCAGUGCGUUAUGCAAGCAAAGAUUCCUGGCAUGCCACACUUUGUUUAUGAGGCGGGCGGGCGCAGACUGCUGAAUCAACCGGCCCCUUCUUCCUGUCACAAGCAACAGUGCUGCCUGAUGAGAGGCAGGUGGUGUCCUGUUUUGACAUUCUCCCACAUCAGUGGAAUGGCCCCUGUUUUUGUGUGGCGGGUACAGGAAGGGGACAUUAUGUACAGCAGGGUUCUUCAAUUCCGGUCCUGGAGGGCCGAAACACCUCUGUUUUUCAUCCUCUCCUUCUAAUCAGGGGCUAAUUCAGACCUGGGACACCAGGUGAGUGCAAUUAACUACCAGGUAGAAAUAAAAAAACAGAAGUGUUUCGGCCCUCCAGGACCAAAAUUUGAAGAACCCUGAUGUACAGUAAAUGGGCCUCUGCCUACCCGUCCGCCCAUCCUGAGUGCCCGCCCACUGCACACCCUUGGCGGCGACUGGGAGUAGCUAUUGAGAGGCGUGAAUUGAAUGCCAUAAGGAAAGGACAUGCGUGUGUGCGUGCUCUCAUGCAGUGCUCUCCAGAGGUGUGAUAACUCCCUCGAUACCCGGCCCUCUGGAUGUACUUUCCCUCCCUAGGUAGAGCUGUUGCAUAAUGGGCCCAGAUUAGGACCCAGCUGAACUGAGGCUAUGACCUGUUGGGUCACUCCACUGCUCCCAGAGUUUUCCAAUGGAAUACACUCGCACUCACGGCUCAGAGAAGGGAAGGUCAUGGUUUAACAGGGAGGACGAAGGCGAGGAGGUGGUACAUGAUGUCUAAUGUUGCUUUCCGUUUUCCUCUCUUUCAGUUCACACAUCUCCCCUAUCAGCAUUCUUCCAGGAUCCGCAGUGUAAGUACUUCUAAAUCACCACGUACCCCUUUUUAACAGCAGGCGCUUCAACCCUAUAGACAUCUGAACGAAAACUUGCAUUGCAAAUUGGCCCAUUGGGGUGUAUCAUUCAGUGCAGUUGUUUUGCUUUUAGCUACAAUGUCCCCCAAAAAAUACAAUUUCAGCUAUACCAUAAUGCAUUAAAUCAAGUGUGAAAUCAAAGGAUCCCCAAAAGUGUAAACAGCUUUCUGGUUAGACUAGGUUCUUCAAAGACAUAGCUAAAAGCUGAGCGCUAAGCCACUGAGGAGGAGUUGGAGGGAAAGGGAGUGGGAUACGGAAGGGGAGAAACAAGCCAUGUAACCCAUCACCAAACUAUUUGCGUCGCAAAACAUUUAGACUUGAGCACAUCCAUCACAUGACAUUCCUUCCCUGGUUCCUCUGUGGGUUUAGAGAAGGGGCGAGUCAUGCUGUUGGCUGGUCGUUACUGUACUGUAGCCUCAGGAGGCUUGCGCAAUGUGCAUCAGCUGGUGGCUAGCUCCAGGAGUAGUAGCCUAAUGCUUUAGCUGGUGGCUAACUUCAGGGCUAGUAAUGCAUUAGCUAUAACUGGUGGCUAGCUCCAGGCAUAGUAAACCUUAUGCAUUGGCUAUAGCUGGUGGCUAGCUUCAGGGCUAGUAAUGCAUUCGCUAGGCUAUAGCUUCCAGCUAGAUUUUCUAGCGGACCUACAGUUGUAUAGCCCUGGAUGUGGACUUAUGAUUAAGCCUGCUGUGUCUCGGCUCUAGGCUAUUCACUGUUGUGAUGGCUUUAUACAUAGUGAUGAAAACUAGAGCUGGGCACAGCGGGAGCUCAUGGUGUUUCGGGAGGAGGGGGAGAAGGGUGGUACACCCCUGGGAAGCUUAACCAAUGAGAUACAUGCAUAUCUAAAGGCUCAAAUGUACCACACAAUGGUGAUCAGGACUCUACACAGACUACACAUUUACAUUUACGUCAUUUAGCAGACGCUCUUAUCCAGAGCGACUUACAUUAUUUUUACACACUCCUGUGUUUGUCCACUAAAGCUAAGUCUUUAUCCCAGUAUUACUUCAGAAGCGAAAGAAUACAGUAGAGUUCAGUACAGCUAAAUGAGCAGGGAGUUUUGGUGCUUGGUUCAGAUAGUGCUGGAUUAUGUAUCUCAAGUCUCUAGAGCACAAGACUGUUCCCUUUUUUAGUCAGAGUUCCCUGGUUGACCUUAUUAAACCUGCCAGAGAGCAGGAAAUGGGUCGCCGAGCGGUUGAACUCUGCUGCUCAUGUUCCUUAUUAGAUGGAUUCAGAGGGUUCUUACUUUGGCAACAGGAGUUAAUUCUUUGUGCUUGUGUUGUUUCCACAGCAUUAUAGAGAGGACCAUCCGCGCCGCGGUGGAACAGCACUUCUUUGACCUCAAGAGCUCCAUCGACCAGAAGAUCAGCAGCUAUGAGAGCCAAGGGUGAGCAGUGAACACACACACUUGUACUCAAUCUCACAUUACACACACAUAAUGCCCAUACAUGAUGCAAAUAUUUACACACAGAACGACAUGUAUCCAUGUUCAUACGAACAUACUCACUUAGCCACACGCUCUAACAUGCAUUCCCUUGUCACCCAUACUGUUGCCUAACGCUGGGUGGCAGGCAGCUCCAGAAAGGUCAUGUUACCGCAGUUGACAGCGAGCAAUGCCGAUAGUUGGUUAGUUAAUUAUGUCUAUUGACUUGUUUGGUUCCCACAGCGCGGGCCCCAGUGAGAAGCAGGUGACGGGACCAGGGCCAUGUGAUGGCCAUGGAGAGGAGGGCCCGUGUGCGAGUGAGGAGGGCUCCGCAAGCAGUCCCCUGUCAGCCCCAGAGACAGAGAGGCACUCCGAACACAGCCCGGAGGCCCAACAGGUCAGUUAUACAGUCGGUCACUCCAGGUCACUGGAGAGACACACACACACACACACACACACACACACACACACACACACACACACCCCAGACAAACAACUCCACAAGCUCUGGCCGUAAUCAGAAUAUUGAACAUUUACCAUACCGAGCCUUGUCGUUGAAUAGCGGCUAUCACUUCAUUACAAGGUUGAUGCUUGUUGCUACUGUAUCAGCAGAGCCUUUUGUGUGACUCAUAACAAAGAUGUCAUUCUCCUGGGAGGGCCGAGGUGGUGGGGGACAAGGGAAGGCUUGUCAUAUACAGACGGUCUUCUGUUCUCCCCGAGCACAGCCAGUCCUGCAUGAUAACAUCAUCAUACACUCUAGAUAACUGCCAAUUCCAUAGACUUUAGAUGUCCUACACAGAAUUUGAUUUAGCCUAUAUAGCAUAAAAUGACAUGUCAUGGAUUGGGUGGGGGGGGAGACAAAGACAUCUGAAGAAAUCUUUGGAGGUGACAUGGCAGGCAUCGGUCCAUCAGUCUUCCUGUGAACCAUUUUAGCUCUCCUGGCUAGUGGCCUUGGAUAGAGGCUGUUUCCGCUAACAUCUGCCCAACCUCUCCUCCUGUCCUUCACCGCCACAGAGCUGGCUGGGCUCCACAGCCCCUUAGCCCGGAGGUGGGACCCUCCAUGAAUUGGGUCACCCUCUUUUAAAUAGUCUGCUUGCCCCCAAAGAAUGACAGCAACACCUGUUCAGACCUCAAACACCCUCCCCUCUCAUACACACUGUAAGCAGUUCAACCAUCUCCACCUGCUUCAUAAAAAUGGAGGCCACCCUCCAGGAAUUCAAGCUAGCGUCUCGUCAAUAUAACUUCAAAAAAACUUUUGCUGUUGAUGCAGCCUCCAUUUGAUAGUCUACAUGUUGGGCUGUGCUUUAGGGGACUACUUUAAUGUAGGUUUUUUUGCUUGGCAAGUGGAUGCUCUUCAAUGUGUCGUUUGUGAUCAAGAAAUUAGGUAAAUCUAAUACUUGAGACGUUUUUUCUGUGUGUUUUCUCCUAGGAGGUCCAGGAUUGUGACUCCCAAGGCGCCACCCUAGAGGAGAGUUCUGGAAUGGACCUGCAUGCCGCAGAGGCUCUCGUAGAUGCAGAGAACAAUAUCAACACUGCCAGGUUGGUUUAAAGCAUUUAACAGUAUUGCUACACAGCACAAUUACCUCAACGGCUUAAACACCAGGCUUUGCCGUCUAGUUUAUUUCCUGCCUGCCCAGAGAAGGCUGAUGGCUGGCAUUCAAUGAAACAAGCUAAUCAUACUGUUGUAUGCUAAUCGGUACUUGGAGGCUUUUAUGUUGCUGUUUUCUUAAAUGUAUUACGUACAACACAAACAGCCAUAGCAUGGCUUUGAAAAGACCGGCCGGACAAAGUUCGACUUUGCUGUGAUGUGUCAUUUUCAGUGACUGGGUUGGAGGCGUUCUUCUGUUGAUGAGACUGUCUUGUGCUGCUGAGUGGUGGACACUUGACACGUUGUCUACUCUAAUCAGUUGGAUAGGGUUUUGUUCUCCCUCAGCUCAUCUUUGGGGUCAACAUGAAGCAAGCAUACACGGAUAAAAGCCUGUCAGUAGUCGUCAGUCAGUCAGCUGAUCAAUGGUCACUAUAAUGCAUUGUGCAUAAUGCAUUGUGUUCAAUAGCCAGAGCAAAAACACGUUUCAAACCGGCCAUUACUCAUGUCUCUCCCUCUCUCUCUUGUUGCAGGCAAGAAAGCCAAGCCUGUGAGAAGAUGGACCAGGCCGAUCUCAUCACCUGUGUAAGUGUCUCUUGACAACCCCUUCCUCUCUUCUUCAUAUGACUGUGUAUUGAACACUGUCUAACCCUCUAUCUCUCUCACACACUCUCUCUCUCUCCAUCCAGGACUCUGAUGAAUGUGACCAGAACCCCAACACCGAGGCCAGGGGGUACCCCUACCACCCUGCCAGCUCCCACAGCUCGCACCACGUCCACCUCAGCCGCAUCUUCCCACACAGCCAGUGGGAAGGUAACUUUCUCACCGUGGUUGUUUUGUGCUUUAUAGACGAUGUUCCACAGGGGAUAGUGAGAGUGAAGUUAGUUGAAACUAAACUAAAUGCAUUUUCAAGUAAACCUGGAUGCAAAUUAUUUGAAUGAUGGGUUGUGCUAGCUAGGUAUGAAAGUGCCUUAGAAAGUAGCUUAAGCUCAAGCUGGUUGCCGCAAACCUCAGCUCACGGCAGUGUUCUCUGCUAUAUCUCUCCCGCUCUCCCUCCCUCCCUGCUGCAUUAGCACCAUCCCUAAACCAUCUCCCCCUUCACAUGUAUGCACCUGCAAGGGAGAGGCCAUGGUAAGGAGAUCUUCAUCCAUCCUCCCUCCCUCCAGGCCUUCAGUGAGACUAAUCCAGAUAUCUUUCUCCUUCCCCCUCUCUCUCUUUCUCUCUCUCUCCCUCCCUCUCUCCUGGGUGACCCACUUAGGGCUAGCUGACCCUUUUGUUGUUAAUCACACAGUGAGUCAGUCAAGUUCAUCACACCUCACCAGUAUCUUAGAGCUCCAGAGAGGAAGGCCCCAAGCCCCAUAGAGGAAACCUUCUCCUGCCCCACACCUGCUCCAGUGUUGACCCUUCACUGCCAUGUGUGUCAGUGCACCACUACUGCGUGCUGAAAAUCCCUAAACACCACCCUCAGUAAUUCAAUUUAUGUGCAAUUUAUAAGUGCCAUUUGAUGCACCAGACCACAAGUGUUUUGCUGCUGCCUUCCAACUCUCCGUCCUCCUCUCUCCUGUCACUAGAUGUGUACAGAAUGACGGUGUUCUUUCCCUGGCCCUGGCCCGGGACAUUAUCUGUAUAUCUGUGUGUUUGUCAUGUCUCUUCAGAUCCUGGAACUACAUUGUUGUCAAUGGUAACAUUAUUCUCCAAUGACUCGUGUUAUAAUCCGAGACUCACCUGUGUUUAUCUUUCUGUCCUGGCUAGACCCAGUGCCAGCCUACAAGUCUUGGCAGGACGAGAGUGACUCUGGCGAGGCCCAGCUGUCCCCCCUGGCUGGGCGCAUGGUGCCGUUGCCCCACGAGGAGGACGCCCACCCCCUCAUGGCCCGCCGCUUCCUGGACUUCGGCCACAGCCAACGGUUCCUGCAGCACUCUGAUCCCGACUCAACCUCUCCCACCAAAGCCCACCACUCCCUGGGGAGGUGAGACCACACACACACACACACUGAGGCACACGCACACUCACACACACGCACGCACACUAACAAAUUAGGAAUGGUAAUAUGUACAGACAUGAUAGGCAGCUUUGAUGUUUUCCUGUUUAGUUAUUCUAGCUGAUGAACAGAUUGCCAAUGGCUCAUUAUGAUUCUUCGUUAUGAUUCCUGUAUAAGCAGUGUUUCAAGGAGGAUAUGUGCUUUACACACUGUGUGUAGAGCAUAGAUGGGCUUUUGCAUUGAGACUGCAGGUGCAGGUCAACCUCCUCUCUCUCACCUGCCUCCAUUGUUGUGGUCCCCCUCAUCUAGGCCUCGCCGUGCCUCCUUCAGUUCCAAAGAGAGCAGUUUAAGGAACGACUCGGUCUCCCACCAGCUCACCAAAAAACUACAGAGCCUCAAGAAGAAGAUCAAACAAUUUGAGGAACAGUUUGAGAACGAGAGGAACUACAAGGUAAGAUGGAUACUGCAACAUGAGGAACGAGUUAGUGUUAAGAAUAAAUGAAUAUAAUCAGCUGUUAGUUUCAAAUAGUUCACCAUUAGACUCGGAUACUUCUAUUCACUGUCCUCCACUUCUCUCCCCAAGCCGUCUCAUGGAGAUAGAGCAGCUAACCCAAAGGUCCUCAAGUGGAUGACAGACCUCACCAAACUCCGCAAACAGUUAAAAGGUAAGCGCAGUCUCUGUGUCUGUAUGGUGGUGUUAGGGGGAGUGGGAGGGUGCUUGGUUCCAUGACAGGGCUGGGAUGGGGUGGGCUCAGCUGGGCGGGUGAACUUCUGUGUGCCAUCCUGUUCCUCCCCUGGGCAGCCUGGUCCUGCCCUGACCCACCUGCCUGCCUGCCUGCCCAGUCGUGGCAGAGCUGGGUCAGUCUCAUCACUGCAUGCAUGCGUGUUACAGUACACACCAACUGUGGCUCUCACAUGUGGCCUUCCUUCACUGUGAUGGUCCAUUGUGAAAGUCCCCCACCCCCCCUCCACUCAUCUAUAUCCAUUCCAUAUGAACGCCCCCCCCCCCCCCCCCCCCCCCCAAUCAGGAGAUGCAAAGCCGAAUAAGUUUCUCUCUCUUCUUUAAAAUAAAAAAAACGGACGUCCCCCAUCGGCAGGAAGACCGCAUCUCUUUCCCAAAGGGUCCCUGAGGCACCAGGCGGUGCUUCAGUCAUACAGACGCCACCACCCCUCCUCCUCCGCCCCGAACACAUCCCAUUAUACACUUGCACGCCCCCUCACUGCCUCUAGACAGGCACCCUACCUAUGUAAGUACACUCUAACAGCAGUAAGUAGAAACCAAAAACACUUCCAACUUGUUAAGUUUGAACUGAAGGUAGACUCUCUUCCUCUCUCUCACGCUUGCUCUUUUUCUCUACCUCUCUCUCUUACUCUUGCGCUCUCUCUGUCUGUCUGUUUGACGCGCUCCACUGGUCAUACAGAAGCAUAUCCCACAGUCUCAGGAGUUUGGCAGUUGUUCUCUGUAGUGUUGUCAUUUGGGUGUAAAUUCUGCGGUGAACAUCUUUGUGGGUGGGAGUCUAGCCAAAGUGUGGAAGCUGUAUUCCUUGAAUGAACAUGGUCCUUGAGAACAUGACAAAAAUACCUCUGUGCAGUCAGACUGGUUUGUUUCAUUUGCUGCUCAUCCUUCCUCUCCUGUGGUUUCAGACAGACCUGUAGUAGUGGGUAGUUUGGCAGGUUUGUGUGGUUGGUCGUCAGGGCUAUCCCCUUUCUCGGUCUCUGGCAGACAGACAGACAGACAUGAGGACUCAUGGCAGCUGCAAUAACAGCCCAUCAAGCAACUGCAUGCCCACUGUCACUAUGUCAACUAUGUGAACUAACCGCACUGUUCCUCAGUCACACUCACGUCACUUCUCUCUCUCUCUCUCUUCUCUUCUCUUCUCUCUCUCUCUCUCUCUUCCCCCCUAGAUGCCAAACACAAAGAGGCUGAGCUGACUCCUCAGACGCGGCCACGCAGCAACACCCUGCCCAAGAGCUUUGGUUCCACCCUGGACCAGGCAGGCCACGAGGUUGUUGAAGAGGCCAAGGGCCACCGGCCCACCAGAGAGGAGACCCUGGACCUCAUCCAGCGCCGCGUCAAGGGCAAGAGAGAGGAGGACGGCUGGCCAGAGGACAUCAAGGUGAGACCGGUCAAAAUACACACUGUCUUAGAGAGGCCAUAGAGAUACUUGGAAUAGAACCCUACAGCUAUCAAAUCCAAUGAGUCCUGUCCUCAGACAUACAUUUACAAGUGUAAAUCAAUAUUGUGUAAAUUGCUUAUGUUUCCUUUCUCUCCCUGUAGAAAAUGACCAAAGAGCAGCUGUCGUGUGAGAAGACGGUCUUACAGAAGAACCUACUGCACUACGAGGGACUGCACGGCCGACCUGUGACCAGAGAGCAAAGGCUGGUGGUCAAACCGCUGUACGACCGCUACCGCCUGGUCAAGCAGAUGCUCACCCGCGUCAGCAUCACCCCCAUCAUCGCUUCCCCCUCCAGCAAAAGACGCAACCAGACCCUGCAGCCCAUCAUCGAGGGUGAGACGGCCCACUUCUGUGACGAGAUCGAGGAGGAGGAGGAGGGCGAGGCGGAGGAAGAGGAGGCUAUAGCCGAGGAGGAAGGCAGCGUGGAGGUCCAGGGGUCGGAGGUGAUCAUGGCUCUAGACCCAGUGUUCCAGCCCCAGACCAGCUCCCAGAGAGACAGAGACAGCCUGCUCAGGCCCAAGAUGGAGGAGACCUCUGGGAAACUGGCCCUGGACCUGCGCCUGUCCAGCUCCAACGCCUCAUCCAUGUGAGCACACACACUCACUCACAACAGUCACUCCAUUCCACUACACUCAAUUCACAACAGCCUCCUCAAUCUUGAUACAGUAACUAGUGUAACUCUGCCAUGUAGGCUACACAAACACACAACUGAACAUCCACACAAACACGGUCAGCCGUGGAGGUUAAAUGGGCUCUGGCCGUCAUAUUACUUCUAUUUGAAGCACCUGGAACAGAGUUGAUAUCUACUACAGUCGCUGGUCUUAGGAGCUCAAGCUGGAUAAGGCAGUAAUCUGGUUAGGGGCGUAAGCGAGCACAUAGCCCCGGGCAAGCAGCAGAGAGAGCUGCCAGACCAGCUCUAAGCCCAGGUAGCAGGGCUGGUUCAGGUGCCAUGACCCUAGGUCAGGGUUCUUCAAUUCCGGUCCUGGAGGGCCGAAACACUUCUGUUUUUUAUUUCUACCUGGUAGUUAAUUGCACUCACCUGGUGUCCCAGGUCUGAAUUAGCCCCUGGUUAGAAGGAGAGAAUGAAAAACAGAGGUGUUUCGGCCCUCCAGGACCGGAAUUGAAGAGCUCUGCCCUAGGUCCUAACCUAACCUGACCUCUGUAAUCCGGUCUCGGUAUGGCCUGGCCACAGCUUGACCUGCUUCCAUGCCCACAGAGGGCCACUGCCAGGUCAUUUCCUGUCCCUAAACACACACUGACUUCCUGUUUUGAUUUGAGGCCCCUCACUUAGUGUGCUAAUGUAUACCUCCUGUAUCCCAUAGGCCCGAGCUCCUGGAGCAGCUGUGGAAGACCCGGGCAGAGAAGAAGAAGUUGAGGAAGACUAUCCGCGAGUUUGAGGACGAGUUCUACCAGCAGAACGGCAGGUAGGUACACAUACACACACACACACACACACACACACACACACAUACACACACAUACACACACACACAAAACACACUCUUACAAACAGUGGUGCUGAAGCUUUAGCACCUGCGUCAUCCCGCACCAUCAACAACAGUCUUGGUGACAGAGGAAGAGCUUGAGGAGAUUAGUUUUUUUUUAUUUCACCUUUAUUUAACCAGGUAAGCCAGUUGAGAACAAGUUCUCAUUUACAACUGCGACCUGGCCAAGAUAAAGCAAAGCAGUGCGAUUAAAAACAACAACACAGAGUUACAUAUGGGGUAAAACAAAACAUAAAGUCAAAAAUACAACAGAAAAUAUAUAUACAGUGUGUGCAAAUGUAGCAAGUUAUGGAGGUAAGGCAAUAAAUAGGCCAUAGUGCUAAAUAAUUACAAUUAGUAUUAACACUGGAAUGAUAGAUGUUCAAGAGAUGAUGUGCAAAUAGAGAUACUGGGGUGCAAAUUAGCAAAAUAAAUAACAAUAUGGGGAUGAGGUAGUUGGGUGAGCUAAUUUCAGAUGGACUGUGUACAGGUGCAGUGAUCGGUAAGGUGCUCUGACAACUGAUGCUUAAAGUUAGUGAGGGAGAUAAGUGUCUCCAGCUUCAGAGAUUUUUGCAGUUCGUUCCAGUCAUUGGCAGCAGAGAACUGGAAGGAAUGGCGGCCAAAGGAGGUGUUUGCUUUGGGGAUGACCAGUGAGAUAUACCUGCUGGAGCGCAUACUACGGGUGGGUUUUGCUAUGGUGACCAAUGAGCUAAGAUAAGGAGGGGAUUUGCCUAGCAGUGAUUUAUAGAUGGCCUGGAGCCAGUGGGUUUGGCGACGAAUAUGUAGUGAGGACCAGCCAACAAGAGUGUACAGGUCACAGUGGUGGGUGGUAUAUGGGGCUUUGGUGACAAAACGGAUGGCACUGUGAUAGACUACAUUCAAUUUGCUGAGUAGAGUGUUGGAGGCUAUUUUGUAAAUGACAUCGCCGAAGUCAAGGAUCGGUAGGAUAGUCAGUUUUACGAGGGCAUGUUUGGCAGCAUGAGUGAAGGAGGCUUUGUUGUGAAAUAGGAAGCCGAUUCUAGAUUUAACUUUGGAUUGGAUAUGCUUAAUGUGAGUCUGGAAGGAGAGUUUACAGUCUAACCAGACACCUAGGUAUUUGUAGUUGUCCACAUACUCUAGGUCAGACCCGUCGAGAGUAGUGAUUUUAGGCGUGUGCCAGCAGCGUUCGAUUGAAGAGCAUGCAUUUAGUUUUACUUGUGUUUAAGAGCAGUUGGAGGCUACGGAAGGAGUGUUGUAUGGCAUUGAAGCUCAUUUGGAGGUUUGUUAACACAGUGUCCAAUGAAGGGCCAGAUGUAUACAAAAUGGUGUCGUCUGCGUAGAGGUGGAUCUGAGAAUCACUGGCAGCAAGAGCGACGACAUUGAUAUACACAGAGAAAAGAGUCAGCCCAAGAAUUGAACCCUGUGGCACCCCCAUAGAGACUGCCAUCGGUCCAGACAACAGGCCCUCCGAUUUGACACAUUGAACUCUAUCUGAGAAGUAGUUGGUGAACCAGGCGAGGCAGUCAUUUGAGAAACCAAGGCUAUUUAGUCUGGCAAUAAGAAUCCGGUGGUUGACAGUCGAAAGCCUUGGCCAGGUCGAUGAAGACGGCUGCACAUUAUCGAUCGCGGUUAUAAUAUUGGACCUUGAGCGUGGCUGAGGUGCACCAACGACCAGCUUGGAAACCGGAUUGCAUAGCGGAGAAGGUACGGUGGGAUUCGAAAUGGUCGGUGAUCUGUUUAUUAACUUGGCUUUCAAAAACUUUUGAAAGGCAGGGCAGGAUGGAUAUAGGUCUGUAACAGUUUGGAUCUAGAGUGUCACCCCCUUUGAAGAGGGGGAUGACCGCGGCAGCUUUCCAAUCUUUGGGGAUUUCAGACGUUACGAAAGAGAGGUUGAACAGGCUAGUAAUAGGGGUUGCGACAAUUUCGGCGGCUAAGUUUAGAAAGAAAGGGUCCAGAUUGUCUAGCCCAGAUGAUUUGUAGGGGUCCAGAUUUUGCAGCUCUUUCAGAACAUCAGCUGUCUGAAUUUGUGUGAAGGAGAAGCGGGGGGGGGGGCAUGGACAAGUUGCAGCGGAGGGUGCGGAGCUGGUGACCGGGGUAGUGGUAGCCAGGUGGAAAGCAUGGCCAGCCGUAGCAAAAUGCUUGUUGAAAUUCUCGAUUAUUGUAGAUUUAUCGGUGGUGAUAGUGUUUCCUAGCCUCAGUGCAGUGGGCAGCUGGGAGGUGCUUUUAUUCUCCAUGGACUUAACAGUGUCCCAAAACUUUUUGGAGUUAGUGCUACAGGAUGCACAUUUCUGUUUGAAAAGCUAGCCUUUACUUUCCUAACUGCUUGUGUAUAUUGGUUCCUAACUUCCCUGAAAAGUUGCAUAUCGCGGGGGCUAUUCGAUGCUAAUGCAGUACGCCACAUGAUGUUUUUGUGCUGGUCAAGGGCAGUCAAGUCUGAGGAGAACCAUGGGCUAUAUCUGUUCUUAGUUCUGAAUUUUUUGAAUGGGGCAUGCUUAUUUAAGAUUGAGAGGAAAGUACUUUUAAACAACAACCAGGCAUCCUCUACUGACGGAAUGAGAUCGAUAUCCAUCCAGGAUACCUGGGCCAGGUCAAUUAGGAAGGCCUGCUCGCUAAAGUGUUUUAAGGAGCAUUUGACAGUGAUGAGGGGUGGUCGUUUGACCGCGGACCCGUUACGGACGCAGGCAAUAAGGCAGUGAUCGCUGAGAUCCUGGUUGAAGACAGCGGAGGUGUAUUUAGAGGGUAAGUUAGUCAGGAUGAUAUCUAUAAGGGUGCCCAUGUUUACGGAUUUAGGGUUGUACCUGGUAGGUUCCUUGAUAAUUUGUGUGAGAUUGAGGGCAUCUAGUUUGGAUUGUAGGAUGGCCGGGGUGUUAAGCAUAUCCCAGUUUAGGUCACCAAGCAGUACGAACUCUGAGGAUAGAUGGGGGGCAAUCAAUUCACAUAUGGUGUCCAGGGCACAGCUGGGGGCUGAGGGGGGUCUGUAGCAAGCGGCAACAAUGAGAGACUUAUUUCUGGAAAGGUGGAAUUUUAGAAGUAGGACCUCAAACUGUUUGGGCACAGACCUGGAUAGUAUGAUAUAGCUCUGCAGGCUAUCUCUACAGUAGAUUGCAACUCCACCCCCUUUGGCAGUUCUAUCUAGACGGAAAAUGUUCUAGUUGGGGAUGGAAAUGUCUGAAUUUUUGGUGGCCUUCCUAAGCCAGGAUUCAGACACUGCUUGAAACAAAGGAGCUAUUUGAGGCAGUUUGAGAGAGACUUGGGGCUUUACAGUGAAAUUGUAUAAUAAGAACUAACUGGAACAGCAAUAGGCAAGGCAUAUUGACAUGGGAGAGAGGCAUAAAGCAAUCACAGGUGUUAAUUGAGAGCGCUAAGACAGCAACUGGUAAUGGCGAUGAAAGUUUGGGCUGAGGCUAAACAGAUAAACAGGACAGGGUACCGUGUAAAGGAACAGUCCAGUGAACAGUAAUAUGUGAGUCCGAGAGCAGUUCGAAUUGGUGCUACAGCACAGGCUAGCAGGAAGCACGGUUGUUGUUUGCGUGUGUUAGCGGGCCGGGGCUAGCAGAUGGAUCUUCGUGGUCGUCGCAACGGGAAGCCUGUUGAAACCACAGACGAUUACGUCGGCAGACCAGUCGUGACGGAUCGGCGGGGCUCCGUGUCGACUCUAGGAGGUCUUAGAGUGGUCUUAGACAGGAGCCCUGUCUGAUCCUAACUUAUUUACAGCUGCAUGUUUAUGAUUGUGCACCCUUGGGAUGCAGUAAACGGCCACAUAUCCAACUGGUGUCUCAGACCUUCUCACUCUCCCUCUACAGGAACGUCCAGAAGGAGGACAGGCUCCCAAUGAUGGACGAAUACAAAGAGUAUAAACGGAUCAAAGCCAAACUGCGUCUGCUGGAGGUGCUCAUCAGCAAGCAGGACUCCUCCAAGUCCAUCUAGAGAGAGCGACCAUCCUGCUUCCGUCCCUUCAUCCCACCUGACACAGAGGGUCACCCGCAUCACCCCAGGCCUACAUGUCACCCCUACAUGGCCCAUACCCCUCCCCAUCCCUUAUCAACCAUCCCCCUACCCGCACCCCUGAGGGAAGGCAUGGCAGCCACCAUAUCUCACUGCUGUCUCACCACCACAACCCAUCUGUUUCUACCACCCCCAGCUCAUGUACAGGUGAGGUGUCCUCACUGGGGACUCUGAGGGAGAAGUCACAUCUUCAUUCCACCAGUCAAGACUCAACACACACCUUUUUACUUCUUUCUGUGAGUUGCAUUCGGAGGAAUUCCCCCUUCCUCAUUAGUUUUGUUUUUGUUGUAGCUUUUUUUUUCAUGAACUUUUCACGUACCGUAGUUUCUCAUACUGAGAAAUCAUAUUGGAGAGGACAGGAGCUUGUGUUUUGUAGCGCAUUUUAGUCACCUGGCCACCAGUUUAGAUGUAACAAACUGAACUCUCCCUCCCUUGGAGCGAGGAGACUGGUCAUCCUAUUUCAGACAUUCAGACUUGCAUGGAUUCAGUUAACGAACUCGAUCUUCAACACUGGGAUGCUUUUAUGUCGUCUGAGUGCGAGUUUUUGGGAGAAAAAAAGUAUUUACUGUGUAUGUAUUCUUGUAAAUCAAUAUGUACACAAAUGUUUUUAUGUUACAGUAUGUUAUUUUCCUUGAAUGAAGAGUAAUUCCUUCUUGGGUUUGAAAAGAAACUUACUGUGUUAGUAUGUUAUGCUAUUCCCAAUUGUUCUAUUAUUACACAUUUGCCACUAUGGAAACUGAGUGAGUUUUAUCAGUUGGGACUGGUUGUGCUGUUCUUUUGUCUUUGUUGUUUUUAUAUUUGGAUCAUCAGUCAUCACUGAAAGGAGUUUGGCACACACCAGGUGGGCAGGACAGCCAGUUAGGUGAAUGACUUGGUGUUCCUGUACCUUAACCGUCUCCGUUUUCUGGCAAUAAAGCUAGACGGCUUGACUUCUUUGCUGUUAUUUUUUUUUUAUACGCGUUAAAGUUCAGUUGCAGAGUGGAUCUUUGUGCGAAGUGUCCUGGAUGGGGUGUUAGAUUAAAGCUAAGGUCGUUUCAACUACAUCAGUAUUAUGCUAAAUACAGCAUAUUGCAAUGUUAGGGUGUGAUUGAUGGUUUGUAGCCCUGUUAGAUGGUGUUGGACUUCAACCUACAGUCAGUGACCACCACCUUUUAGUAUGGCAGACAGACGCUCCCUAUCACUCCCAGGUGCCCAGUUAUACAACCAGGUGUGUUGACCAACACCCUACUGCACACAGCCAGUAUUUAACCCCCAGUGUUGUGUGUGUGUGUGUGCUGAUGGACAGUGGUCAGGCGGACGGACAGGCUUCUUGAGGACAGCCAUAAAUAACAUAUCACCAUUUGGCUGCCAGUCAGUCUAGAGGUCCAGUCAGCCCUGUGCCCAGGUUAAGAUGACAAACGGUCCUCAUGUCCUAAUCCCCUUUUAGUCACUGGGGAAUGUGAACACCAGCUAAAAGAGUUCUCAUGCAUCCCAUAUCCAGUGUGAGGUAAACUCGGCGUCCUCGUUUAAGGUUUCACUUAUUACGCAGGACGGUGUCUCUGACGGGAAGUUCCCAUAGCGAGUCGAGAACAGGAUCAGCUGACUUCCUGGCUUUUAACGACUUGUGCCACAACAUCUAGCUACUGUAUGUUGUUGCACCAAAAGUUCAAUGUGUCCUUGGUUAGCUAUCACUGACCCACUGCAAAUGAGCUACAUUCCUUCAAUCUAGAGUCACACAAUGUCAGGCUAUUGCUAUACAUGUUUUCUCUGGUGCUGCGGUCUCUCUCUCGCUGGGUGUUGGUGGAGUCUAUUUUUCAUUAUGGGAUAUGUCCCAUAGUGAGCCAGAGUGUUUGGCCAGGCAAUGUAGAGCCAGGUCAUUGUCAGGUCCAGGGGAGUUGUCUGACCACAGGGCUCUGAGAAGGCUUUACCACGGCCAAGCAGAACCAACAGCACCUUGACCCCUGACAUCAAUAAGUUGACCCUUGACAUAAAUUGUCUGUCUCUAGAGCCUGAAAGCUCUUCUGGGCUUCAUUAUAAAGGUCCCAUGCAACAACAACAGAGUCAAAGUGAUGCAUGUUUGGAAUGACACUGAGGUGUGUCUGGUCUGUCGGCGUCAUGCCUCCUCGGCGUGCUGUCUGCCACUCCUUAGAGGUCAUCGAUCCUAACCUUUGACCCCUAGCUAAACUAGCAGUCAGCAUCACAUCACUAUCCUUCAGAAGCUCUCUGGACUUGACAAGACCAAGCAGGAGCUUUAGAGAGGAGCAGCAACCCUUCAUAUGUUUAGUUGACUAGUUCUAGUCCUGGCAAUAAAAUACAAAAAAACAUUUGAGAUAUGUUGUAGACUAAAUGUCUAUGCACAUUAGGGUGGGGAGGGGAAUUAGUGCUGUUUGCUUGUUGUUGGGAAUGGGAAGGCACCACCAGUGGCACUAACUGUAAGGAUCUGCAUCUGCUUCAGGAGGUGGAAUAAUGGAAGACAUUGUCAGUCAGACCAACACACCCAGAAUAUAGGGAAUCUAAUUUUGCCUGAAGGAUGUUUGCGCUGAACCAAGAGUUUUGCCUUGGUCCCUCACUGGGUCAAAACCAAGUCAUGUAACCUUUGUUUGAGUUGGCAGGGUGUGGUGUAUGUAUGGGUGGACAGUGUGGGGAGGUUCUAGAAGUUAUUUGCACAGCAUUCUGAGAAUGCAGCCCUUGUUUUGUUUGUCAAUUUGUACCUUGUUUUAGAAGCACUACUUAUAUCUGAAGGAUGAAUGUCAGAAUUUGUUAAAUUAUUUCUAACACAUUUGGCCCCUCGUUUCACUUUCUGUGAUGUUCAAACUUGAUAAUGUGUUCUUUUUUUAUUACCAUUAUUUUGUAUUUUAAAAAAAUUAACCUCUCACUAAUACAUUUAUACAGUGUAGUACCUCUGUAUUGGCUAAGAAUCUGCUAUGUUUUUGUUUUGUAGAAGCUAGUCUCAGUAGUUGGCUUGCAUGGCAAAGAUUUGUAUUGUUUCUAUUUUUGUGCCAUGAAGAUGAAGCAAUAAAUUAGCAUCAAUGGAAUGUGGGGCCUUGUUAACCCAGUAUGUGUAUUUUCUGAGUAUAUGGCUGAUUAAUGUUUAAUCUAUUAAUGGGACUAACUUGGUCUGCUGUUUUCUACCUUGCAGGCCAACCCAUGAAUCUGUCACUUGACUAACUGCUGUGAGAGUUCCAACGCAACUCAGUUUUCUGUCUGCUUAAACCAGCAUUUUUACCACUUUUGUUGUCAGCAUAAUGUUUUUUGGGGCACUGCUUUAACCAAAUGAGAACAGAUUAUCAAUGUGGUGACAAUGAUGGAGGUAUAUUUGGACUUAACAUUCCGAUUUGUAUUAUUUUAAAAGGAAAAAAAAUUGAAAUUGGUCGAUGGAUUUGUAAUUUCCAUGUCAAAUUCCAAGGGCUUUUUUACUCUUAUUAUUUUGUGUUGUGCCUGCAACAAGUGGUAAAAAUAAUGUGAAGCCCACCGGCUAUAAGGAUGUACACUGACCCUGUUCAUAGCCCCAUGCCAUCCCACGCAUGUUUGUUUUUAUGGCCCAUGGAGCCGGUGGCAGGUUGCGUCAACUGACUAGCUGAUCAGCCACUGGCUCCCAGAGCCUCCCCUAGCUAUAUGUGGAGCUGUGUUUUACAUCUAUAUAUGUAUCUAUAAAUGCUUUUGUGAAUGCGUGUUUUCCUUCAUUUACACAUAAAGUACUAUCAGUAAUAACGUAUAUUAAAAUGAUGAAAAAAUAAAUAAAAAUAAAGAUUGUAAUUUACAUG